Molecule: messenger RNA, 920 nt
Organism: Ilex paraguariensis (yerba mate)
Lineage: Eukaryota; Viridiplantae; Streptophyta; Magnoliopsida; Aquifoliales; Aquifoliaceae
Source: the annotation of a GenBank genome assembly
AUGGGCAAGAAAGGAAGCGGCUGGUUUUCAACCGUCAAGAAAGUCUUCAAACCUUCCUCCAAGGAACUGCCGGAGAAGAAGAUCUCUGCUUUAACUACUCAUUUCCAAGCUAUUAGUCAGAUGAUUGAUGGGGUUUUCGUGGUGGAACCGCAUUGGGCAUAUGGUCCCCCAUCAACUUGGCUAAGAAUCCCCAUCAUUUCAAUCAAUCAAUCUUGCUAUUUUNAUAUUGGAUUACAUGCCAAUGAGCAUGAGAAGUCACAGUGGGGAUUGCAUUGGCUUGACCAGUGGAUUGCAUCUGAACACCACCAUGUCCACCCCACAGGGCCAUGUGAGAGCUCCUACGCGACAGUCACCACCACCACCACCACUGAUGACAUGUCAGUGAAAACAGUUGAAAUGGAUUUGGUCACACCACUGGGCUCGGAAAAUCUAAACACAGGCCGGAUCAGCAGGGAGACAGUUGAUUCAAUCCAGUAUUCAACUCAGCAGCAAAACCAGGGAAGCUCAGAUGGUGUCCCUAGCUACAUGGCCCCAACCCAAUCUGCCAAAGCUAAGGCGCGGAGUCAGGGCUCAGCCAAGCAGCGUAGCCCACCAUUGACACAAAGGAAUCCACCAUCAAAGAGAGGAACAGUGACUGGAAUAAGCUAUGACUCAUCAAAUUCAGGAGGAGGAACUGCAAGUUACCAGUUCCCAAGGAGUCCAAACCCAAAGGGUACUGCUGUUCGUGGACAGGGUAAAUGGAUUUCUAGCUAUAGCCCUGAUUAUAGCGGUGGCGGCGGCGACGAUAAGGCAUUGCAUUUGGGAGGCCAUGGUUGGAGAUAUAAUUUUGGUUGACUGUGUGAAAUAACACUAAUAAAUGUGUGAUGUUGGUAAGUAUUUAUUUCGUGUAAUGAUGUUGCAAAUAAUCUAUAUAGGGGUGG